Messenger RNA from Mesorhabditis spiculigera, 1491 nucleotides. Lineage: Eukaryota; Metazoa; Nematoda; Chromadorea; Rhabditida; Rhabditidae. The record is from the annotation of a GenBank genome assembly.
AUGGAUUCUGGACUGGACCUACGGACGCCGACUCCAAACUCGCAGAAGGGAGGAAGAAGACACACAUGCAGCGAUAAAUUCAACGAUCUCAUGCUCAACAUAAGAUGCACAUUCGAACGGUUGAACGAGCUGUGGGACGAGGUGGAUAUGCCCGACGACAUGCGCAUGACGCGCUCGUCCACGGCUUUCAAGCACACCAACGAACUCUUCGAGGAUAUUAUCGAAUCAGAGCGAGCAAUGGUUGCCGGCGUGAGACAAGGGAUCGACGACGGGCAGGUCGAGAUCGAAAAACUGCGCGCAAAACUGGAAAUGGACGACUGGACGCCGCCCUCACAAACAGCUCGUCAUGGCAUACGAAUGCUAAAAGCCGUCCGGGCGGAAGUGCAAACGCUCAAAGAAGCUGUCGAGGAGCGCGUUCGAGAGCAAGAAGCCACAGUUGAGCGUGUCAAGCUCCUCUGCAGUCGGCUGGGUGAGGAGUCGGAGAUUCUCGAUUCCGGCGAGGAAGUGCUGUCGAAGGCCGGAUUUGCCUCUUUGAAGGAAAAAUGUGCGGAAAUGGAAAACCUCGUCGAAGAGCGGCUGUCUCGUCUCCGCCAAGCACAACGUGAGGCCCGGGAUGCCGUCAAGAAAAUGGGCCGGAAGAAAUGCGACUGCCCGGAGCCCAUCCAAAAUCUACUCGGACUCGACCUCGACGACGAGGAUCUCGAACUGGGCAGAAAUCUGGUGGCUCGGACGACGGAGGCCGCGGAGCAGUUGCUGGCGGAGUUGAAGGAGCACCUCGAGAACAUGGAAUUCCUCUACACCGAAAAGCGAAUCGCGCUACGUGAUCUCUGGGAGAAGUGCCAUGUGCCGAUCUCGGACUGGACUAUGGGCGAAGAAUUCUCAGCUGAUCUGCACGACACCGCCACGCUCGCAAUAAUGGAUGAAAGAAUUGCGCAUCUCACAGAACUCUACGAACGCCGAAAAACGGUGCUCGAUAAACUGACAGCCUGGUCAGAGCUUUGGGAAGAGAAGUUAUCGCACGAGGAAUGGGAAAAAGACCCGGCCCGGUUCAAUAACCGAGGAGGUCAACUCGAGAAGCGCCUAAAACGUGCAAAAACCGUUGAGAAGCAAUUGUUGCCCCAUGCACAGCGGGAAGUCGCCAACGCUUUCGCCAUCUACCAGGAAGAGAACCCGGAGGAUGACUUGAAGGUCGACGACCUCGAGCCGGUGGAAUGGCUGAAGCGCAAAGUCCGAAUUCACACUGAAAACAAGGAAUUCGAGGCGCAGAUGAAGAGAACACCUUCGAGGGCCGGAAUGACGCCUGCUAUGUCCCUCCGCAAUUUGCACAUGCCCGACAUCAGCGUCAUCGGACCUUGCAGGACUGCCUCGCCAGGCCCGAAGACUUCAUCACCAAAAAGCGCGUACAAACGGCCAGUUCCAUCCUACUGUUCAUCUCCCUGCCCAUCCCCUGCGAAACGUGCCACCCCGCUCCGCCAGCGGAAUUGGAAGCCA